Messenger RNA from Exophiala xenobiotica, 2422 nucleotides. RefSeq lists its product as uncharacterized. Gene Ontology annotation, biological process: exonucleolytic trimming to generate mature 3'-end of 5.8S rRNA from tricistronic rRNA transcript (SSU-rRNA, 5.8S rRNA, LSU-rRNA); TRAMP-dependent tRNA surveillance pathway; nuclear polyadenylation-dependent mRNA catabolic process. Lineage: Eukaryota; Fungi; Ascomycota; Eurotiomycetes; Chaetothyriales; Herpotrichiellaceae. Gene Ontology annotation, cellular component: cytoplasmic exosome (RNase complex); nuclear exosome (RNase complex). The record is from RefSeq and is a predicted model, not a curated record. The coding region runs from base 190 to 1314 and encodes 374 amino acids. The transcript has a single exon.
CUCGAUAACAACCACAUUCGGUUUCUUGCCUCAGGUUAACUUCAUACAUUCUGUCCUCGACUUCGAGGCCUGGCGCCUCAUCCGCUCUUUUUUGGCCUUUCGUGGUUUGCGUCAAAGCCUGAAUUUUCUAAGCCUGCGACCAACAUCCCAAAACAAUCGUCGGACUUAGCACUCUGUUAGACCAGCAAGAUGCCCUCCCUAACAACUUCCCUUCCCUUCUCACCGGCGGAACUCGCCUACCUGCAUACCUCGCUCUCCUCGAUUCCACCACUCCGGCCCGAUGCGAGACCAUUGGCGACCGACUUCCGGCCCCUCCGCGCCGAAACAGGUGUUUUACCUGCCGUCAACGGCUCUGCACAUGUCGGGUUCAGCGAUGGGCGCGAGGCGAUUGUUGGUGUGAAGUUGGAGGUCGAGAAGACCGUUACAAGCAAGCUAGUCGUGUCGAAGAGUGGGACUGAAGAUGGUGCCAUGGACAUGGACGACAAUGAGCAGUCACUUAAACUGGAGGGCACGAACGGAGUUCAAGAAAAAGAGCACGGCAAACGCGAAGGAGGUCGAUCGGAAUGGCUCACCCUGACCCUCACUCUUCCAGGCCUGAGGGACGAUGAUCCAAAUCUUGUCUUUCUGGAAGAAAUGCUCCGCGAACCACUGGCCAUCUCGGGUCUUCAGGACCAACUGGUCAUCAACCAUCGGUGGCACUGGCAUGUGUACGUCGACGUCCUGCUUGUUUCACCGCUUGGACUGGCGAGUUAUCCGUUACCCUUGCUGAGCAUGGCGGUGCACCUUGCACUCAGGGAUGCGAGGGUGCCCCGACUGAAGAGCGAGGGCGAAGAGGAUCCCGUGGCAGACGAUGAUUGGAUGGCGAGUGCGUUUCUGUACGGCCCAGCUGCCAAGAGACCGCCUGUAACGCUGCUUGUGGUGGUAGUGGGUGAGAACGCGAUUUUCGAUCCGAGCAGGGAGGAGUUGGCGGUUGCGGAUGGGGUUGUUGCUGUUAGUGUGGGAAGUACAGCGGCCUCAGGAGAAGAGACAAAGGAAAAGAGUGCAAAGGAGAACGAAGAAGAAGAGGAGUACAAGAUCUUGGCAGUCCGGAUGAUCGAUACGCCCGCGAGAGAUACGAUGAGAGGAGUGCCAAUGUCUAACGAGGGAGGGGAGGGCGUGGAUGUUCCUGGAGUAUGGAAACCGAGGGUCGGUGGGAUCAAGAGAGGUGUGCUGAAGACUGUGGCCAAAAUUGUGAUUCAAGGUGGUGUGGCGAGGGACGUUAUGGCCGGCCUCGAUGGCUUCCUUGAUGUCGAAACAAAUGGUGCGACUUCAUAAGGGAGAUGCUCUGGGAACGGCCCCGUGACAUGUACGACUACUUUUCCAGGCGAUUCGACACGAAUGGUCUCCAUCAUUGACAUUGGAUGGCAACGGCCACACAACGAUCUGGCAACGAUUGCAUUUCUAGUCUCAUCAAGCUGCUCGCUGUGUCGAAUGAGUACAAGACAACGCAGUCAGCCAUCUACAAGCUUACUAUUUUGAACCUGCGAAACGGUCUGUUACGCCGAGCUGGCAUGGGAGCGUAAGGGAGCAAGAUCAAGCCAUCCUCACAAACUGUGCGUGGAUCAUCACCACCUCAGGAAAGUAGACAGGGGCGCGGAAAUCUCCGGUCUUGUGAGAUGUCGACAGUCUGCCCAGCAGUAUCACGCGUCCACGGUCACGGAACGGUACGGGGCCAGAUGCUAUCCAGGAUGGCUUGCGGGUGGCCCAUGGCAUAUUGUCACUAUAGACGGCUACAAACAGAAACAUCAACGGCUUGUUGUCGUCCCGACUGUCUUUCAUAGGAUAGGUCAUGCCGCUUGAAGUGCACCAAAAAAAGGAAUGUCUGGACUGGGUACCGAAAGGAAUACAGGCAAAGCUAGGAUAAGUCCCCCCAACGAGGACCACCAAGUGGUUGUUCAAUGGGAUACAGGAUACACUGGACCGUCACUUCUGGAUUGUCUAUGAGGUCUGGAUCAAGCGGUUGCAGCCCUUCUUGAUGGGAAGGCAAGCCUGCAUAGGAGAUCGAAGCUGGAAGAAAACUGGCAAGAAAGAUCUUAACUACAUUCAAGUUCCACGAAGCACCACCGACCAGUCCCCGAGUCCAUAAGGCGGAAUGAUGUCGACAACUACCGCUCCGCAGCGCCAUGCUCUGAAGAUGCCAGCCUUGAGCAGCAUCUAAGCUGACACUGAGACUACGGCGAGCAGGAAGUUAUUUCACUCAGAUGGACAGCCACUUCAGGCGGCGAAAGUUGUCAACUCAUGACACGGACGUAAAUGAAGCACCUGUAGCAGGAGGACGGCAAGAGGUAUUGCAAUCCGGUGGCACAAUUUUGUUGAUAUUUUUGCAAAUAGCAAGAGGCUGCUCUCGCUCAAUUUUCUUGUUUGUGUCGACUAAAGUACAUGC